Messenger RNA from Exophiala aquamarina CBS 119918, 3990 nucleotides. RefSeq lists its product as uncharacterized. The transcript has a single exon. Bases 1 to 3990 code for a protein of 1329 amino acids. Lineage: Eukaryota; Fungi; Ascomycota; Eurotiomycetes; Chaetothyriales; Herpotrichiellaceae. The record is from RefSeq and is a predicted model, not a curated record. Gene Ontology annotation, biological process: nucleoside metabolic process. Gene Ontology annotation, molecular function: catalytic activity; protein binding.
AUGGUGUCUCGUGAGCACUACACGGUGGGCUGGGUUUGCGCUCUGGCCGUGGAAGUCGAGGCAGCCAAAGCAACACUUGAUCGCAUUCACACCGUCUUACCUGCGGAUCCGACUAAAAACGACACCAAUAACUACGUUUUAGGCAGCCUGAACGGUCACAAUGUCGUAGUCGCGUAUCCGGCUUCUGGCGAGUAUGGGACUACUUCGGUUGUCAUACAGUUGCGUGCGAGCUUCAACUCCCUCCGCUUCAUCCUGAUGGUUGGCAUUGGCGGAGGGGUGCCUGGUGCAAAGGAGGACAUUCGUCUUGGCGACAUCGUCGUGGGCAAAUCGACAGCAGACCGGCCCGCUUUCGUCCAGUACGAUCUCGGCGGAGAGGGUACGGCAUACCAGAUCAUAAAUGGCAAGGCAUUGGAUCAGCCAUCACCUUUACUGCUUACAGCCGCGGGUAAGGCUGAGACAGCCCAUAUCUUUGAUGAGAGUUUGCUACCCCGUUACGUCUCCGAGAUCGUGCAGAAAGACACCUCCACCUUUGCGCAUCCGGGCUCAGAGCAGGACGUCCUCUUUGAUCCCGAUUAUGAUCACAUCUCCAUCGAGUCCGCAGAGGACGGAUGUGAUCAUUGCAACCCGGACAAAAUUUGUAAUCGGCCACCACGGGAGGACCAGAAUCCUAUAGUUCAUUAUGGCCCGAUAGCUUCCAGCAAUCGGUUAAUGCGCCAUGGUGCCACUCGGGACAAGCUGGCGGAUGAGCAAGGCAUCCUCUGUUUUGAGACAGAGGCGGCUGGCUUGAUCGCAGCCGACCAGUGCCUGCUCAUCCGAGGAAUCUGUGACUAUGCGGAUUCACACAGCUCCAGGCUGUGGCACGCCUACGCCGCCGCAGCUGCCGCAGCGUAUGCCAAGGAGCUUCUGUCAUUCAUUCCUACGAUUCCAAAGCCGAUGUAUGGGGCAGCAAACUCAUAUGUGGUAGCAGCUCCGAUUCUCGAUGCUCUACUCUUGACCAGACCCGAAGUCGAUCGGAGAUCUCUCAUUGCACUGAAGGGGCGGCGAGUUGACGGUACCUGCGAAUGGCUUAUGCAACACUCCAGCUAUCAAAAGUGGCUGGUAGACGCCGAUCACCCGCUCCUCUGGAUCUCAGGUGGCCCUGGAAAAGGGAAAACUAUGUUGGCCAUUUAUCUCACCGAAGAGUUGCAACUAGCGGUUGACUCGACCGACGAUGUUCUCCUCUACUACUUCUGUAGUAACCGUGACAAAAACCGGAACACUGCAUUGACCAUAAUGAGAGGCAUUCUACAUCAAUGGGUCAACCUUCAGCCACAACUGGCACAACAUAUCAAGCACUCCUUCGAAGGGACUGAAACGACCAAAUAUACCAUUUCCAGCUUUAUCUCCUUAUGGAGGAUUUUCCUGACCCUGCUUCGGCAGAGCGGGUCUAGCAAGGUAGUGUUGGUGCUGGAUGGCCUGGAUGAAUGCGAAAAGGAAUCUCUCAGGCAACUUCUCGACGCCGUGGGGAAUUAUGUCUCUAGGUCUGGGGGAAGGUCAAAGCCACGCCUAAAGCUCAUCCUUCUCUCCCGGCCCCAACCGGCCAUUUUGGAGAGCAAGCUCGGCGGAUACCAGCGAAUCAAGAUGGAUGAAUCAGAUACGGAAAUUUCAAAUGAUGUCGAGAGAUACAUCUUCGCUAAAGUUGCUGAACUUGCAAUUGAGCAAAACCUUUCGGAGGAGAUGAUUGUGCAUGUCCGACAAACCUUGUUGGCUGGCGCUGAAGGUACCUUCCUAUGGGUCGGGUUCGUUGCCAACGAGCUUCAGGGCAGGAACUGGAGCAAAUUCAACGACAUUCUUCGCAGCGUCCCUAAGGGCCUUGGUGGGAUUUAUCGGCGGCUGCUUCAACAAGUCGAAGACAAGGAACAGCUGGUCUCCAUCCUUCGAUGGAUCGUUCUUGCCGCCCGACCACUUGCAGUGGAUGAACUGACAAUGGCUGCAGGGAUCAAGGCAUCUGGUAAUCUCCAGGCAACCGAAGUGAUGAAGAAUCGGCUCGCAUUCUGCGGGCUGAUGGUGAAAAUCGAAGGAGAUGUAGUCAACCUUGUACACGAGUCGGCCAAAGAGUUCUUUCAGAGUGAGCAAGUCAAUGUUGAGGGGGUCAACAUGUUCUACAUGAAUCAAAACACCCAUCGGAUUCUUCUGCAGACCUGCCUGUCACACAUCGAAGGGAGUUACGGAUGUGGCAGAACUCACAGCGACAAGCCUCUUCACAAUUCCCUCGUGGCUUAUGCUAGCCUAUAUUGGCCGGUGCAUUUUCAACAAGCCAUCAAUGUAAUUGAUGCACCAUCCGAGUUUUCACGUCCCUUUUUCCAAGUCGCGUCUCCAAUCCGGGAGGAAUGGUGGAAAUUCUUUUGGGAGCAGGAGAAAAGUGGCGGAAUUCCGCCCUCCUUCACACUCUUACACCUAGCUGCCUACCUUGGUAAUCUGAAAUGGGCCAAAAUUUUGCUGGCCGAACAUGCGCGUCUCAUUUCGCGAAAGGACAACUACGGCCGGACGCCGCUUUCCUGGGCUGUCAGUCGAGGCCAUUGGGACAUGGCCAAAUUAUUGCUUGAUCAUGGUGCUCGUGUCGAUGCCAAAGAUCGAAGCAAGUUGACCGCACUCCAUAUUGCGGUCAGUGGACAGCACAAGGAACUCGUGUCUCUAUUGCUAAAGCACCAUGCUCGUCUUGAGUGUAAAGCCAAAGAUGAUGGCGACACACCGUUAAUUCGAGCCAUUCAGGCGAAUUCGAAGGAUAUAGUCAAGCUAUUGCUGGAACACGGAGCGCGCGUGGACGAAUUGCCCACUCCUCCGGGGGUCGCUUCUCUUAAGGGACCCCAGGAACCAUUGGAGGAGCGGGCGAAAGAGCUGUUAGGGCUCCAGCAACAGCUCUUCAGCGCACGAUAUGAAAAUGCUUCAAGAAGGGUUGACAUGGUGAUGAAGGCCGGCAGCCUUUCCUUUCGCUUCCCCCUUAUUCUCUCAUUGGUGACACUAUAUCUGAAAUUUAUGGCGGUUGGCCGCUGGAAUUCUUUAUCUGUAUUACAAGAACUCGUCAAGGAUAACAAAACGGCCGAACUGCGACAGUGGGCGCAGGCAUAUGGGAAGUUUUACGUCCAGCUAGCUGCGGCUAGGGACCCCAAGAGGCUGGAGGCCAUGACCGAUCUCCCGACCACGAUCUUGCAGGCGGUCUCUGCUGACGACCUGAAAGCAUUGCUGGUAAUAAUGGUAAUGGUGGGAUCCGAGUGCAAACUUGCAACGAUUCGACUCGGAUGGAGACAAGGAGAUAUCAUCACAGCACGGGCGUUUUCGCACUGGGCUCAAAUCGCGUGUCGCAGAGAUGCAGAAGAGUUCUUGCACUUUGGAGUACGAGAGUUCCUAGCCGAUUUCGACAGCUCCAUCCAGAAGGGCAACAGGGAAGAGAACGUAGCCCGGGCGACACUUCUUCUCACAUGCCACGUUGGCAUGCUUGAAAACAAGGAACCACGGCCGAUCGAAUACUUCGCAACCGUCAUCGCAGAGUUCUACGCAGGAUAUAUCGGUGGAAGCCACGAAGAUGAACUGUUCAGCGACGCGAAUCAGUCAUGCGCCAGCGAGCUAGCUGCCAUUAGCCAAGACCACGAUUCCCCCAGAUUACUUCUGUUCCUCACCAGUAUCUUUCAAUUUGCUCAGCGCUCUCGAGAGAAGGGAGAGGACCGAUUCCUCAACAUGCCUUCCGCAUCAUGCCUGAUUCUUUGCCAGAACAAUACCAGCACUCACCAAUGGUUGAUUGGCGAGGCACUCCCAGAGACUCUGAGUGUCUUGAUAUCCCAGCAACAACCAGGCCCACUUCAAAAGCGGGCCUGCAAAACUCUUGUGGAAUGCCUGAUUAUUGGGAAACAAUAUGGCUUUGUACUGCCUGGAGUCCUGAGACAAAGAGUACAACAGCAUCUUCAUACAUUGAUGGGAGUCGAUGUAAUGUUGCAUCAUAUUGUCGGUCGUUGA